UGUACCAGCCAAGAAUGAGAAAAAGGGUCAAUGCAUACCCAAUUCGCCGUGGUCCUGAUGGAAGUGCUUUCCAGAAAUGUGAAAGGUGUGGUCGUUCUGUAGCAAUUGCUUUGGCUGAUAUGCAUGAGUGUGAGUCAAAUAAUAGCCUGAAGAAACUGAAAGGGCAGCGGCAGAGCGGAAAUGUUAAAUCGCAGAACAUUGAAGAUCAACCCAGAUCAGCAUUCCGCUUUUUCAUGGAAGAAUUGUUGGACAUUCACAAGGAGGAAAAUGAGAUUGCAAUUGAUAGCAAGGGCUUUGAGAUGUGGAAGAAAAUGUCUAAACAGGAGAGGCAACCAUAUCUCGUGAAAGCGGAAAAGGUGAACUCGGCUCACACAAAAGCUCUGCUCGAAGAGGAAAAUGAUAUGUCAUGGGUGGAUGAUGAAGCGGACUCAGCAGAAGUGGGGAAGUACGACGAGAACUAUGCAGAAGAUGGAUACUUUGAUGGUUUUGAAUACGAUAUCUGUGAUGAUCCCCACGAUUCAGAUAGCUUUCUUUUCUGGUCUGAGAUCAGCGACAGCUUUGACAGCAAAAAUUGGGCAAAGAAGUGGUCCCCGAAUCCGCUGAGGACUUGAAUUCCAUUUUUGGAUCGGUUGCAUGGUUUUGUUGACGAUGAUUGGAGUCUUGACUUGAAUGAAUGAGAAAAAACAACCUUCGGGCAGUGGCAGACAUUGGAAAAUUGGGCCAUUGCUUACAUAAAGCGAGGCAAGUCACUUUGGCUAUUGUACAUACUAAAUUUAGGAAUUUUACUACGCCCAAAAGAUGUAAAAAGGCAACCGUGAUUAUUUAUAUUUGUGAUCUGAUGAUUGUCCUAAGAGGAGAUGAGGAGUGGAGCCCCUUUUGGCCUUUGGAUUGGGAGAACAUAUAUUUGA
Coffea eugenioides is the source of this 908-nucleotide messenger RNA. RefSeq names its product high mobility group B protein 3. The record is from RefSeq and is a predicted model, not a curated record. Bases 15 to 611 code for a protein of 198 amino acids. The transcript is spliced from 7 exons. NCBI's taxonomy places the organism in Eukaryota, Viridiplantae, Streptophyta, Magnoliopsida, Gentianales, Rubiaceae.